AGCAGGUAUAAAAACAACAGUAACCUCUGAUCACAUCUAAUUUUUUCAUCAUUAAAGUAAAGUACCGAAAAUUGCAAUGUUGUAUAGCUAUUCUUGACGCUUGUUAAUACCUUGCCGAAUUAGCAUGGGUGGUAGUCAGGUUGUUACGGCUGGUAGGCAGCUGGUGCUAGUGCAUCUGAUGGUGCAGCUGAUGGUGCAGCUGGUACUAGCGAGCAACAACGUGACCAUCGGCAGCUACAAUGUCCACAUACGUGAACGUCGCGAGAUGACACUCCUCGAGGGUUCAACCCCCCGCGGCCACUUCAACGCCAGCCUCUUCUUCCGACCCCACCUGCCCACCGAGCUGCAGCCCACCCAGCAGGGCUCGGUGGUGGUGGUGGCGUCUCGGCAAGUGGUCCCUGGUACCACGUACCACGUGGCCGUCCAGAACCUGCAGACUCCUGGUGAACCUUUCAUGUCCAUCACGGCCACACUGACCGCCGACCGUCACCAAGUGACGUCCGCCACGGCCAAGUUGAACCCUGGCGACCUCUCCAACUUGCUGCUGCAGGUAACUUCAACUUCAACGCGCAGGGAGUCCAACUUACUGCUGCAG
This is a messenger RNA of Hyalella azteca, 595 nucleotides long. RefSeq lists its product as uncharacterized. The record is from RefSeq and is a predicted model, not a curated record. The annotation marks the transcript as partial. NCBI's taxonomy places the organism in Eukaryota, Metazoa, Arthropoda, Malacostraca, Amphipoda, Hyalellidae. The transcript has 3 exons.